This is a messenger RNA of Gracilinanus agilis (Agile Gracile Mouse Opossum), 855 nucleotides long. It is a transcript of the gene KCNMB3, whose product is annotated as potassium calcium-activated channel subfamily M regulatory beta subunit 3. Gene Ontology annotation, molecular function: calcium-activated potassium channel activity; potassium channel regulator activity. NCBI's taxonomy places the organism in Eukaryota, Metazoa, Chordata, Mammalia, Didelphimorphia, Didelphidae. Gene Ontology annotation, cellular component: voltage-gated potassium channel complex; membrane. Gene Ontology annotation, biological process: detection of calcium ion; potassium ion transport. The coding region runs from base 1 to 855 and encodes 284 amino acids. The transcript is spliced from 4 exons. The record is from RefSeq and is a predicted model, not a curated record.
AUGCAGCCGUUCAACGUCCCAGUUCAGAUCACACUGCAGGGCAGCCGAAGGCGCCAAGUAAGGUCAGGUUGCUCUACUUCAGAGAGGUGGAAAAAGAAAGACCGUGUCGAUGGAGGUUCCAUCACUGAUGUCCCGAGAAAGCCCCCCUCCAGUGCGGGAGAAGAUCGAGCCAUCCUCCUGGGCUUUGUGAUGAUGGGUUUUUCUGUUCUGAUGUUUUUUUUACUCGGAGUCACUAUUCUAAAACCUUUCAUGCUCAGCACACAGCGAGAAGAGGCAAACUGUACCAUCAUGGACACGCGUUUGAAGGAUGAUUGGCUGGACUGUUCAUUCACCUGCGGGGUGGACUGCCGGGGCCAGGGAAAGUACCCCUGCCUCCAGGUGUCUGUGAACCUCUCCCAUUCUGGCCAGAAGGCUUUUCUGCACUAUAAUGAAGAAGCUGUUCAGAUAAACCCAGAGUGCUUCUACACACCAAAGUGCCAUCGGGAUAGGAACGAUCUACUCAACAGCGCUCUGGACAUCAAGGAAUUCUUUGAUCACAAAAACGGGACCCCUUUCUCCUGCUUCUACAGCCCGGACAGCAAGCCGGAGGACGUGGUCCUGAUAAGGAAGGAUGACCAAAUGGUGGUCUUCCACUGCGUGUUCUGGCCGUCGCUGACGCUGCUGGGCGGCGCGUUGAUCGUGGGCAUGGUAAAGCUGACCCAACACCUGUCGGUGCUGUGCGCCGAGUACACCAGCGUGGCGAGGGAGGACGUGGGCAAGGUCGCUUCCCAGAAAGAACUGCAGCAAUACAGACUGGGGAGAAAGGGCAGAGAGAAAGGAAGGAACCAAGGGCUUUUAAGAUGGCGGCCCAGUUAA